AUGGACGAGACCACCCGAGGCUUUCUAGCCCAGGCUAUCCGGGACGCAUUCACGUCUUCUGGCAUCGAUUAUAACGAAGAGUACAUUGAUUCCUUGAUUUCUAAAGUCGAUAAUGACGUCCUGGAGGCUCAUUUGGCGAGCCAAGACGGCAACACGGAAGAGUCCUCGUUACGAACAACCGGCUCGGCUUUACAAACACCUCCGGCUUCACCACACGGAAGGCGUGGCUCCUAUCGGAUUCUGAAUGCGCCGAAAAGGAAUUAUGGGAAACUUGCAGGCCCAGAACCCAGGAAGAGAAGAAAGCGGCCCAUUUCGAAGCUUUCGAAAAAUUGUGGUGAUAAAUCUCCCUCCGACAGAAUUCCUGAUGAACCUAUCGAGGCAGGUUGUCAGAAUAUAAGUCAACAGCCUGACUACGACCAUGUGAAAGGUACCCGCCAUUUGGAUAUCCCCGUCGACAUUUCCUCGUCGUAUCAAGCAGACUCCGCGUAUGCAGUGAAAGCAAUGUCAUCAAUAUUGUUCGAAUGCGCGAGGGUCAAUUUAGCUAUUGCUCUAUACGGACAUCGAACGAGCGGUGCCCCAACAACAACCAAGCCUGACAACAUCCUGAAAUAUGUCGAUGAGAUUUCGGAAUAUGAUUAUGAGAAGGCAAUUGACGUCAUCCGCAGAGACAAUGCUUUAGCCACAGGAAAGGGUCUGCAAAAUCGGUACAACGAAACAAUUUUCUGGAAAAUCAUUCUCAAGGGUGCUGCGUUGAUCGAUCAUACAAAGCUGCCAUCCGCGAAAGGGCCUGCAGACGGGUUCACAAUGGCGGAAAAAGCUGCAACCAAGAAGUUCAUGGAAGAUGCCGGAUACGGGUUGGGUGCAGAAAACCAACGGCAAUGCCGUGUUUUCUGGAAAAACCUAUUUGAAAUGCGUGAAGCUGGUAUUGACAAAGUCCUCUAUUACCGCACCAAACAAUUCGACAGCUACUGCAAGGGAUAUCCGAAGACGUCAGAAAUCUCCCUUGUGGAUGCAAUAAUGAAGUGGGAGACCCAACAUAGACCUCACAUCGAACAACUGGAAACACGGGCUCUCAGACUCGCGAAAGGCGACCUCAUGCGCCUGUCUGAUCUUGAGCACCCCCAAGUUGUAGAGAGGCUGAAAGUUCACGAGUCCUCUUGGAAUAAUGCCAAAAAUGAACGGGCCUUCACCAGGGAAGAAGAAAGCUUCAAUGCAAAGGGUUUGCAGGCUUUCUCUCCUGAAGUUUUAUGCGCACCCUACGACUACCAAUUAGUAUCAGACUCUGGGGCAGAUAAGUCUACAUUCACCUCUCUCCUGCCGAAAGAUGGUAGCUCCUUGUUCGCCUGUUCCAUUGUCCCCGUGCGUGAGGGGGACUUUCUAGGCAUAUUUGCUGGUAAGAUUCGGUUUUCGGAAAACUGGAGUACAACCCACGGUAUCCGCGGUCCUAUCGACAGUCUGUGGCUAGACUACUCACAAGUCACUGGUACGCUGAACCAAAUGCUGGUCUCAGAACCGGGUGGUCCCGCAAACGUCCGUCUCCAAUGGGAAGUAAUCCAUGAUGAUAUUGGGACCGAUAGUUGCACCUCAUGGAGAGUUUCUGUGAAAGCCACUAAGCCCAUAAUGCCGUUCGACCCUUUCGUUCGCGUGGCUGCUCAGCAGGAGCAGUACGUGCUGCAUUUAUCCUCUGAGAACGCAAAGAGGGGGUUUCUCGGACUUUGCGAAGCUGACUAA
Molecule: messenger RNA, 1731 nt
Organism: Penicillium canescens
Lineage: Eukaryota; Fungi; Ascomycota; Eurotiomycetes; Eurotiales; Aspergillaceae
Exons: 3
Coding region: 1-1731 (576 amino acids)
Source: RefSeq, a predicted model, not a curated record